Molecule: messenger RNA, 2247 nt
Organism: Naegleria fowleri
Lineage: Eukaryota; Heterolobosea; Eutetramitea; Acrasida; Naegleriidae
Exons: 4
Coding region: 1-2247 (748 amino acids)
Biological process (GO): post-translational protein targeting to endoplasmic reticulum membrane
Cellular component (GO): TRC complex; membrane
Molecular function (GO): molecular adaptor activity; protein binding
Source: RefSeq, a predicted model, not a curated record
AUGAAGGCGAUCGAGUUGGAGCCUCAUCAUGCCAUCUAUCAUUGCAAUUUAUCGGCUGCUUUAUUAGGGUUGCGUAAUUAUGUUGGAGCAGCAGAAGCAGCAGAAAAAGCAGUGGAAUUAGAUCCACUCUAUGAUAAAGCAUAUGUGAGAUGGAUACAAUCGUUAGUUGAAUUAGUGCAGGGAAAAGAGGCUCUUGAUGUAUUGAUUCGAUUUUAUGAAAUUUUCAAAUCAAAGGGAAAGUUGACAAGUGAUUUGGAGAAAAUUAUGGAACAAAAAGCAUUCGAAGUUAAAAAAGCACUCAUCAAGUCACACAAUAUGAUCAAGAAAUAUUCAGUAUUGCUUGAUGGUGGAAAACCAGUAGAAUACGUUGCAGGAAAACAUUUAUCGGAAUAUCUAUCAAAUGGAGCUCUCUUUCGAAAAUUAUAUCCACAUGCAAUCAGUCGCUCAAGCAUUCCAGAUCCAAAACGAAUUCUCACUCCAGAACAUAUUAUUCAAUUGACGCAAGCAUUUGAAACGGAAAAACCAAAAAUUAAGCACUUUUCAAAAGCUAAGAAAAUUCUCAAUAAUCUAAUGAAUGAAAGAAAGGGUGGAGAUUUUAGAAAGAUUGUAGGAUGUGUCGAUGAAAAGUACAUCAAACAAAACCAUACGUGGUUUCUUUUCGCAUUUCCAGUUCCUAACUUUGUAGAUGCGACGGAUUUCGCAAAGUACAAGUCUUUUCGUUCAGCUGCCAUUCGACCCUACACAAUCCAAAUCUAUGAAGAGACUGCAGAUUGUGGAACUUUACCACUGCUCACAAAUACUGUUAGCCAAUGGUCUAAUUUUAAGGGUUUACCUGCGAAACAUCCAAAAUUUGGCUAUGCUCUUGAUAUUGUUAGCAGUCUUUGUGAAAUCAUUGUUACCAAGUUUGACGAGUCAAAUGGUCAACCAUUCCUUCCUGAUCAACUUGUAAUUAAUUGUACAGAUUAUAUGAAAAGUGUCACUGAAGCUAUGGUCAACUAUAUCAUUCUACAAUAUUUACCAGGAUUUAAAUGUGUGGUGCAAGUGUCUCGCCACGAACUUCCAUUCUCAUCCAUUCAACAAGCUAUUCAAAUGUUUAGAACUGAAAUGUCUAUUACCGAUCUUCAUCCAUUUGUUGCUCAGAAAUGCAUGCGAGAAGCAUGUGAGGAAAGAGGUGAAAUUUUUACACACGAGUUUGGACAUAGUUUAUUUGAGGCUUUGUCAGAUUUAGGAGAAUUAAGACCUUGGAAAAUCUUCUCCACCGAUUUUGCCAUUUAUGUGACCAUUCGACACUCGAAAUACUUUGAGAAUACGCCUUUCAAUGCACCAAAUUUGACAAAUUUAAUUAAUAAGAGAGGAGUUGGUAUUGAAGGUCUUGAUUUUAUGGAUGGAAGGAAGGAACGUAUUAUUUGUGUGAUGGGACAUACAGAUCCCAACUCGUCAGGAUUUUCCGUACUGAAUGAUUUGGAUGCCUUUUUGACAUUUAUUCCAAAGCCUUAUGUGAUUGAACAAGUUCCAAGUGUACAAUACACUGGCAAGGAUCUAAUAUCCCAUGACGACUUGGAUGAUAUCAAAGCCUACGAUUGGCCAAUUUAUAAGGGUGACACUCGCGAAUUUUAUCCCAUGGUUGAAAGUGUUUUAAAGAACUUCUUUCUAACACCAAAAGAUGCAAGCAAAAUCAAGAGAUGUGAACUUCGAGAAUUAAAAUGGAUCGAAGCAGCUGCGAGAGGAUUAAGUGCUUUCAUUCGAAAGAGAUGUGCACACGGAUAUCCUGUGGUAAAUUCACCAUUCGAAAUAUCGGUCAAUGCUCACGAUGGAGAAGCCACUGUUAAAAUAUUAGUGAAAAGAGAGUACUACCCAAAUCGAACAGCAGAAAAAACGCAGAAAAAGUAUCAGAGUGCUUUGGAUCAUAUUGGUCGAAUGUUCGAUACCAUGGUCCUAGCAAGGGAACAACAAAUGAAUGAGGAGGCAAAGAAAUUUGAGGAAAAACUCACUGCAUCAUCUACGGGUGACUUAUCAUCAUCAACUACUUCUGCAAAUAUUUCACCCAAAUUGAAUUCUUCUUCAUCUUUGACAACUCAAACGGAGAUCAAACCAUCAGAAAAGAAGUGCUGUACUUGUUGUGGGGCAGAGAAAAAUGCAACCACAAAACUUUUCCUUUGUGGAGCCUGUAAAUCAGUUCUGUAUUGUUCAAGAGAAUGUCAACAAAAGGAUUGGCCCCACCACAAACAAUAUUGCAAGAAGAAGUGA